This is a messenger RNA of Trypanosoma grayi, 567 nucleotides long. RefSeq names its product U3 small nucleolar RNA-associated protein 18. The record is from RefSeq and is a predicted model, not a curated record. Gene Ontology annotation, biological process: rRNA processing. Bases 1 to 567 code for a protein of 188 amino acids. NCBI's taxonomy places the organism in Eukaryota, Euglenozoa, Kinetoplastea, Trypanosomatida, Trypanosomatidae. Gene Ontology annotation, cellular component: Pwp2p-containing subcomplex of 90S preribosome; small-subunit processome. The transcript has a single exon. Gene Ontology annotation, molecular function: protein binding.
AUGGUGGGAAUUGCGAGCGGGUCAACUGUAACGAUUGGGUCACUGUCGUCCGGUAGCAUCACCCACAGCAUUGAACUGAGCGACCCGGUGAUGGAUGUCGCCUUCUCCAGUGGCCCGCACGAGUUGACAGUUGCCACACGCAACAAACUUACAGUGUACGACUUACGCAAAAGUGCCAGGUUUUUGCGUGAGACAUGCGAUGAUGGCACGGUGGAUGUCACGACGUUCGCCACUUCUGAUCGCGCCUUUGCAGUGGGCUCCGCCAGCGGUGUUGUUAGCGUGUACAGUAAGGGUGCCACGGGGCCAGUAAAGACGCUCAAGAACCUCACAACAAGCAUAAACCGACUGGCGUUUGGAGAACGCAGCAAUGGCGAUGCCGUCCUGGCGUACUCCACCAGGGGCCAAAAGGGUGGCUUUCGCUUGGCUGUGUUGCCGGAAUGCCGUGUGGUGCCGUCGUUCCCGGCCGUCGCGCAGCGGCAUCAGUUCAUUCAAAGCUUGGCGAUCGCCCCGACGAUACCGGUACUGUCCAUCGGUGAAAAACAGAAGGUGACCAACUACGCCUUGUGA